UGCGCUGUGUGCGUAGAAGAAGGCAAAGCAGUGGUCCAUCGCUGGCUUCUCUGUUCAGACCACAGGGCCCGAAAGCUUGUUAUAAUGUCCGUGAAACUACCAAGACCCUCCGUUGCAGUCAUCGUUUUCGCAGUGUCCGCUAGCAUGGUGCAGAUGACAAGUACUAAAAUCUUCAAUUUAGGCAAAGGAGGUGACAAGGAGGAUGUGAAGAAGGACAGCAUAUGGCCCCUCAAGUUUCCACUCAAAACUAUUUCGCUGAUCAAAGACCUGCGCUGCUACAGGGGUGUGGGUUGUUUCCGCAAGAACGAUAAGUACCGGCUGACACAUCCGCUCUCGCUUCCCAAGCGACCCAGGUACGUGAGGACAAAGUUCUACAUCUACUCUCGUAACAGCACAAGCGGCCGGAGAUUGCGAACGAGAUUUCUGCGGCGAGACGGGAAGCUCUUUUUCCGGGAACUUAAGGAUCUCAUCAUCCUCGCACAUGGUUACACGCAAAGUGUCAACAGUAGCUGGCUGCACGAUCUCAAGGAGGUUCUGCUGCAGGAGAAAGACUGCAAUGUGGUGAUCGUAGACUGGGGUCGCGGCUGCCGGUCGCCCAUGUACCUGACGGCUGUGGGCAACACGGCCCUGGUCGGCCGCCAGAUAUCCCUGCUUGUGCAGAAGCUGUCCAAGACUUUUGGGAGAAACGUGACGGCUUCCCGGGUGCAUCUUGUCGGCUUCAGCCUGGGCGCCCAAGUGUGCGGCUUCGCAGGCCGUCACUACAAGAAACAGACAGGGACAAAGCUAGCCAGAAUUUCGGCCUUGGAUGCAGCGCGGCCGCUCUUCGAGCAGUCCCAGGUGCAUGUGACGCGCACGGAUGCUGUCUUUGUGGACGCCAUCCACACGAGCUCAGGCUGGACGGUGCUGCAGAAGGCGCUAGGAAUGGGCAAGCCCGUCGGACACGUGGACUUCUACCCAAACGGCGGAAGAAACCAACCCGGAUGUGGAGGCCUUCUCGAGAUCGAUUGCGACCAUGGUCGAGCCCCGCUCUAUUACAUCGAGUCGAUCAAGUAUCGCCAGCAGUGCCGCUUCGUGACGUACAUGUGUCAGGGUGGAAUGGAGGCUUUCCGCAACGGCAUUUGCGUUUCUGGCAAACCCAGUGGCGAAAUGGGUUACUACAGCAUCCAGGCGCCCGGAAGGGGUCUCCAGUUCCUCAAGACCAACGCGCACUCACCAUUUUGCCUGCCACUGAAUAUGUGAUAGACUGCGGAAAGAGAACACAGGGAAAAAAAUAAAUAGAGCAGCCGCUCCGCAGGGCAAGCGGCGCUGUUCAAUGGAA
Molecule: messenger RNA, 1318 nt
Organism: Dermacentor andersoni
Lineage: Eukaryota; Metazoa; Arthropoda; Arachnida; Ixodida; Ixodidae
Product: phospholipase A1-like
Biological process (GO): lipid catabolic process
Molecular function (GO): lipase activity
Source: RefSeq, a predicted model, not a curated record